Messenger RNA from Phragmites australis (common reed), 1865 nucleotides. Its product is annotated as transcription factor bHLH62-like. The coding region runs from base 275 to 1597 and encodes 440 amino acids. Gene Ontology annotation, cellular component: nucleus. The record is from RefSeq and is a predicted model, not a curated record. Gene Ontology annotation, molecular function: protein dimerization activity; DNA-binding transcription factor activity. The transcript is spliced from 7 exons. Lineage: Eukaryota; Viridiplantae; Streptophyta; Magnoliopsida; Poales; Poaceae. Gene Ontology annotation, biological process: regulation of DNA-templated transcription.
GCUGUGGAUCACAAACCCGGAGCCCCUGUCUGUGCCCUUUCCCCUUUCCCCUUGUCCUAUUUCUUCUCUAAUCUCUAUCAUCCCCCCUCCCCCCUCUAGACAGACAUACCGCACCAGCAGGAAGCGCCCACAAAUUCCGCACCACGACGCGCACUUCCCGCCACCGCCGUCCUCGCGCCGGCACGCCCGCACGCAUUCACUCGCGCGCAUACGUAGGCGGAACGGAGCUCGAGGGUGCGCCCCCUGCUUCGUGUUCGUGUUGUGGCAGGCCGCGAUGGCGCAUGACGGCUUCCUGGGUGCCGUCCACGAGCUGGCGUGGCCGCUCGCCCACGCCGCUGGUGGCGCGCCAUUCGACGCCUUGCAAGUGCAGCUGCAGCACGCACUGAUGGGUGCCCGCGCCGGCGCCUCCUGGGAGCAAGACGCCGCGAUGAGCUCGCUCGUGUCGACUCCGUCGCCGUCGCCGUCGCCGUCGCCGUUCGCGGUGGCCACAGCCGGAGGAGCCCAAGAGGCUGUUCUGAUGGAGCAGCUAGCGAGCAGGCUUGGAGUCAGCGUGCCGUCGCCGCCGUCGUCACGAUACGCGUCCUGCUACAGCACGCCGGUGAGCUCCCCCUCCAAGCCGGCGCCGCCGUCCGUGGCUCCUCUGCUCGCGGCAGACACGGUGCUCGCGGAACGCGCCGCGCGGCUCUCGUGCUUUGCGGCUUCCAGUGGGAAGCUGUCGCGCGUUGCGAGCAGCCAGUCUCUCCUCGCCGAGCCGUCGCCGGUGCCGGCGUCCGCGCCCGGUGGCGCCAUUGCUAAUCUGCAUGCGAGCGAUGGGUCGAGCAGUGACGGCCCUUGCCGGAAACGGAAGGCACCGGGCGCCAAGUCCAAGGCUAAGGACGCAGUAACCACGGCCACCACGAAGUCUCUGGAGCCGGAGAGGAGAGCCAAGAAAUGCAAGCUCUCCACGGACAACGCCGAUGAUGAGGAGCCGAAUCCUGCGGCCGGCGAGGCGGGCCACGGCAAUGGCAAGGGGAAGGAGAUCGCCGCAGAGCCGCCGAAGGACUACAUCCACGUUCGCGCGCGCCGCGGCCAGGCCACCGACAGCCACAGCCUCGCCGAGCGGGUGAGGAGGGAGAAGAUCAGCGAGCGAAUGAAGCUGUUACAAGACAUUGUCCCCGGCUGCAGCAAGGUUACGGGGAAGGCCGUGAUGCUUGAUGAGAUAAUAAACUACGUGCAGUCGUUACAACGUCAAGUGGAGUUCUUGUCGAUGAAGCUCUCCACCGUCAACCCGCAGCUCGAACUCGACGUGGAUAGCUUCAUCCCCAAAGAUGCUAACCAGACCUGUGCGCAUGCCCCAUCGUCCCUCCCAGCGCUACCUCCGCCAGUCUACUCCCUGGAGGGAUCGAGCUCGGCGUUUUGCUAUACCUCAUCUCAAGGUCCUGCUGCGUUGAGUGCGGUGACAAAUGCCAAAGGCUUCGAAACGCCGUCCUCCUUGGUGAACCAUGGCAUCCCAGACCAUCCACUCGAACGAUUUCAAAAUGCUAAUUCUCAGAUUGGAAGCUUGUGGGAGGAUGACCUCCAGAGCAUAGUUCAGAUGGGAUUCCGGGGGAAUACGUGAUCAUUGGUGCUCUGAUUGGGGGACAGUUCAGUUUCACCAAUCACGGCAAGAGAUGAUCAAUGGGGGGCAUGUCUGGUGCAGGGUCACUUACACAACAGAGUUGGGCUCCAAUCAUUGGAUUCUCCAUGGUUGUACACAAACCCGUGCAUAGGAAGGAGACUCUUUCUUUCUCGCUAAUUGUCUCAGCUGAACAUUAAUUUGCAGCUCAGCAGAGACCGAGAGAAAAAAAAAAAAAGGCGAAAAGACGAUAUUUUCUUGCAUUUCACAA